Rotaria sp. Silwood2 is the source of this 549-nucleotide messenger RNA. The record is from the annotation of a GenBank genome assembly. Lineage: Eukaryota; Metazoa; Rotifera; Eurotatoria; Philodinida; Philodinidae.
AUGUUUAGUACAAGAAAUUCUUUACAACGUCGAACAGGUCGUUUUGGUGUUGGACGUUUUGAAUAUUUAAAACAAUUAUUAAAUGAAUAUGAAAAUUCAUUAACAAAUAAUGAAAAUAAACUUCAAAUAUUAGCAAAUUUUGCUAAUUUUUCUUAUGAUCCAAUAAAUUAUAAUUAUCUACGAGAAUUAAAUAUAAUUGAUUUAUUUGUUGAUUGUUUACAAAUGCAUACAGAUGAUAAUUUUGUACAUUAUGCAUUAGCUGGUUUAUGUAAUAUGAGUACAGAUAAAAUAAAUAGUCAAUUAAUUAUUGAAAAAACUCCAACAAUUUUAACUUGUUUAAUAAAAUUUUUUUUUUCAAAUCGAUUUGAUAUUGUAAUGAAUACAAUGGUAAUAUUAAUGUUUUUAUGUGAUCAUAAUGAACAAAUUAAAAAUGAAUUAAUACAACGAAAUGAAAUAUGUCAAUGUUUAGAAAAAUAUUCACAAUCAAAAGAUAUUAGAUUAUCAAAUAUGGCAAAAGUAUUUUUACAAGAUUAUUUUUUAAUAAAUUAA